CUGGGGAGAAUUUACUGGCUCCGUGAGAUUUUCCGCUAAUAGGUGUUGUGUUAUGGAUUGCGUUUUAUAUUUUUAGCUGCUUGUUGUGUUUUACGCAAACCCAGACACCCUAGAGGCAGGUUUUCGCACAAACAACGGCCAAAAUAAAUCAUAAAUUUUGUGAGUUUAUGUUAAAGAUUUCAUACUGCGCACUUAGAAAAGUAAACAUAUUUGUCACGCGCACAUGAAGUGUACAAGAGGUAAAAUAUUUGAUCACAUAACACCACGCAAUGUCAAAGUACAAAAUCCGAUCAUAAAUGCGCUCAAAUGUACUCGUGUCUGGAGCCAGAUUAGCAUAUAUUACGCACGAAUGGACCACUGAGAAAGCGCGUUGACCGCGACAAAAGACAAAAGUUGCUCGGUUAAAAAAAGCAAAGUUCUUAUAUUGUCUGAUGCUUAUCAAGACUUUUCAUCGUCAAAAUGAAAGCAUUUCAGCUCAAAAUAAAGCGAAAACUUUGCCAACAGUGUGAUGUUUCAUGGUCUAUAUAUCUUUUGGUCGUUUUAUUUGGUAUCGGCUCCUGGGUUGCUGUAAAUGGCGUGUGGGUCGAGUUGCCUGUUCUUGUACAACAUGCUCCCGAAGCUUGGAAGCUGCCUUCAAUUUUCGCCGUGGCCAUACAAAUCGCGAACAUAGGACCGAUUUUACACACAGUUUUUAACGCUUUCUUCCCGGGAAAAGUCCGUGAUGUACUGGUAAUUUAUGUUAUACUUUCUUUGGGGAUUAUUGCGUGUGGAUUGCUGGGAUUUCUAUGGAAGGAAACGGGAUUUAUCGGAGGAAAAGAAUACAGCGUUGCUUUAAUAGGAUUGGUGUUUUUUGUGGCGUUUGUCGAUUGUACGUCGAGUGUGACCUUUCUACCGUUCAUGGCGGUUUUUAAGAAGGACUAUAUGUCCGCAUUAUUCGUUGGUGGUGGUUUAAGCGCUUUACUUCCAAGUUUACUAGCAUUAGGACAAGAUAUACCCGACGGUGGCGACCCUUGUGCCAACUAUUCGCAGUCCAAUACGACAUGGAGUACAAAUUCGUCCGACGAUUUAAAUUUUGGUACAAAUGUGUUCUUUUUCGGUUUAAUGUUAAUGAUGGUAGUGUCCUUUCUAGCUUUUGCGGGAUUAAACACGUUUUCUUUUGUGAAACGGGAACGCGUUGAUUUUAAUUUCGGUGGGGAGGAUGAAGAUACAAUCCCUCGAGAAGCUUUGGCGGUCGAUUCGAGUCAAGAAUUUGAACUUCAUAGCCCGAACGGAAAUGGCGAUUUUAUAGACGAUGAUGGCUCACAAAUUGGCAACUGUCAGCGAGUAAAUCAGCCAUCACGACUAGCAUUUUUAUUGGUGAUACAAAUCUGGAUUCAUGCAUUUAGUAAUGGUGUGGUACCUUCUAUUCAAACAUAUGCUUGCAUACCAUAUGGCAACCAUAUUUACUUCCUAACACUGAUUUUGUCCAACGUUGCAAACCCCUUAGCAAGUCUACUGUUUUAUUGGCUGCCGACAACAAAAACUUUGUUCAUUGGCUUGCUGAGUGCCGCCUACACUAGUCUGGUUGCAUACAUUUUGUGUGUGGCGUCGCUGAGCUCAAAUCCACCAUUGGUACAUAACGGUAUUGGAGCUUCAAUCAUAGUAAGUAUAAUGGUGUGGUUUUAUUGUUUUUGCAAGGCAGAAUGGCCAGACAGAUGUUCCAUCUGGAUGAGCUUGGAAAAAGAUAUAAGAUGAUUUGUCUGCACAUUUUGCACACAAAUGUAGGAAACAGACAAAUCCCCAAUAGUUUGUUCAGAUGGUUAAAAAACCAGAGUGAAUCUGUCGGACAUAUGGUGCAACUAACUCAUGGCAAUGUACCAUUUUGCAACUUUAUUAAUAUUUAUACAAUCUAACAUACACAACCUCGCAAGUAUGUUGGGUGCUUUAAUUAAAUUAUGACUUCCUGGUCUGCAUGAAAGUAAGCUUCAGAAAUGAGUCAUUCCAGAAAACAUCCAUACCACCCCCAUGGAGGAAAUUGGAAGUUACCCCCCCCCCCCCCCCCCCCCCCACUUUGUAUGUCAAAUAGAAACAUUGUAUGAACAAAAUAAUAACAUAUUGAUGAAUCCAGUUUCAUUUUAAGAUCAGAGGUCUCGAGUCAUUUGGCCAAUUUACACUUGCUUGAGUUGUCUGGAAAAAUCAUCUUGCAUUAUACAAAUUUUUAAAAGAGCCUUUGCAAUAAAAUGUAUUAAUUAACCUUCUUGUUCUUUUUGUAGGUAAUCAUGAAUGUGUUAAGUGUUGCUAUAGUUACCUACACAAAGGUUGCAAUCUCAACGUGGAUGCAAAAACAAGGAGAGCGUCAUCUGCGAUGGGCAGGAAUCGCUUUGCAAUCUGGAUCAUUCCUUGGAGCAAUGAUUAUAUUCAUCUUUGUGAAUGUUCUUAACAGCUUCUCACAAUGUUGAUCAAUGAGAACAUGGAUAAUAAAAUAAAUGGAUAGGAAACUAGCUGACGUGACCUAAUGUUUUUACUGUGAUUGAUGGCAUGGUUGGAUGCCUCAACCUAGUUGAAAAUCAAAUUCUCAAAAACGGCAUGUUUAGCAAUAAUACAGCUAAACAUUUUAGUCAAAGAGCAAAUAAAUAUAACCACGCCAUUCUACGAUGAUAACUCUAAGUAUUCCCAGUCAAUUUUAGCAAAUAUUUCGUUAAAAUUUGUGACGCCAAUUUCGUAGCUACAAAUGUAAAAAAAUACAAAACAAAGACGAAAAACAUUUACCUUGAAUACUUUGUCGUGGAUUAGGCACGUUUUUAAAACAAUUAGACCAGUUUACGCUUCAAGAUCACCCUUUUAAAGUGGAAAAUAUAGCAAAACAACAAAUAUGCCGAGAACUUUGGUAACAUUCGCAAUACGCGUGACGUCACGUUUUUCAACAAGGAUGCAGUCAAUGACGUCAGAAGUUUCCAAUCCAUUUAUUUUAUUAUCCAUGAUGAGAACGAGUUUUGAUAGCUAAGAGCCCAGAACAACCUUAAAAUGAAUUUUGGACAGUGUUCUAACUUUGUGCAGAUCAAACUAGUUUGAUGAAUUAACACCUGGAAAAAGUGUUUAAUGUUGUUCAGAGCAAUUACAAUAUUGAUCUUUGUGAGGUUUGCACAAUGCAAAGGCCACUAAUCACUUCAAAAAAAUAGUCAAAAUGUGGGAAUUAAGGAAGUAGGUGUUAUUGUAGAUCAGUAGACUGGUAAUUGUAAAUAAAACAAUAAGGAUAGAAAUUAAGAAAGGGUUAAGUGAGGUCCUGGGAAUUUUAGAGAACGGAUACAGAUUAUUUAUGUUUAAAUAGCAGGAUUAUUGAUUGUUAACACCUGGGGAAUUUUAGGAUUAUUGAUCCAUUUUAAUUUGGGGGAUAUCUUUGUUUAGAGAUUAUUUUCAAAAUUUACUCAGAAUUAUGGAUUAUUUGGAAAGUCCCCUAACAGGGCCUCAACAUUUGGGAAGGAAGUUAAUUGUUUGUAAUGAAGAGAUGAUUGAAGAAGAAGAUGCUUGUAAAUGAUGCUUGUAAAAUAUGUUCUUUAGACAAUCAGGGCUUCAUCAACUCUUAAUUUAGUUGCCAUUAUGAUGGAUUUCUAGUCAUUUUGCUGUACAAAAUAAAUAAAUAAUUUAAUUCAUUCAGUGUUCACAAAUUCACACGUGUGAUGGAAGGGAGGUCAGGAAGUUAAUCCAUAAGUUGCACAGUACAACUUAGUGAAACCCAGUAUCAUAUAUGCUAAUUAGGAUGAAAUGUUCUCGAGGGAAUGUGUCCAAACUAUUUUUAUUCGCCUCCCACUACUAGAUCGUACUCCACAAGUUGUCUCCAAAAGCCAUCAUUUGGUUUAGCAGAGGGUCGUGCUUGUUUAACAAGACGGAAAGCUUUCUGUAAACAUAGCUUCUUAUUACGCAUUAGAAACGCUAUUACUACUGUUGAAGAUCUUGAUAUCCCUGCAUUGCUGAAAAAAAUAUGGAGAAGUGUCCUUGAAUUAGCAAAUUAAGUUACAAAUUAAGGCAUUCAGGGGUAUUAAUUAAAUCAGAAAAAUCCAAUGUGGAAUUCGGAUUUUGCUACUAGGAAAACGUGUGCCAUACCGUGACUAGAAACAAUUGGCAGACAAGCAAGCGUGUGCAUGAAUCUUGUGCAAGAUCAGGGUGCUUAU
Paramuricea clavata is the source of this 4148-nucleotide messenger RNA. Lineage: Eukaryota; Metazoa; Cnidaria; Anthozoa; Malacalcyonacea; Plexauridae. The record is from the annotation of a GenBank genome assembly.